Caenorhabditis elegans is the source of this 516-nucleotide messenger RNA. RefSeq names its product Systemic RNA interference defective protein 5 (gene sid-5). The record is from RefSeq and is marked reviewed. Gene Ontology annotation, cellular component: late endosome membrane; late endosome. Bases 55 to 258 code for a protein of 67 amino acids. Gene Ontology annotation, biological process: RNA transport; regulatory ncRNA-mediated post-transcriptional gene silencing. The transcript is spliced from 3 exons. Lineage: Eukaryota; Metazoa; Nematoda; Chromadorea; Rhabditida; Rhabditidae.
GUUGAUGUUUGUCUAAAAUCGAUUUUUUCAGCAAGAAAUCGAGAAACUGGAACGAUGCCCAGCAAAAACUGUGCCAAAAACCUUCACGCAUGUCAAUGGGAGAGAGACAUUGCUUUGGUAUUUCUUGGACUAAUGGUUCUUUUCAACAUUGGACAAGUUGUGUACAUGAACAGAGCACGACUCUACAGACUCAUUCGUCGAGGAGCAGAACAAAUUCCAGCUGAUGAUGAGGAGCCAAUCAUCGGAAUUAGAGACUAGAGCUUUGAUUUGCCCACUUUCUUCGUACAACUUCUGCCAGCAAUUAUUUAACGAAAAAACUAAAACUUUGUUCAUUCCGCGCUCAACUAAACCUCUUCGUUCAAUUAAUUAACAAUCAACUUUUUUGGUAUAAUUGUCACAUGCCUUGCAUAGUUGUACUCUGUGAUUCUCAACUUAUCAGGAUGAUGUAAUGCAAACUGAUAAUACCCGUUUUUUCUCUCUCCUGUCAAUAAAUCGUUGCUCUGAUGCCACCUUGAA